Molecule: messenger RNA, 285 nt
Organism: Cylicostephanus goldi
Lineage: Eukaryota; Metazoa; Nematoda; Chromadorea; Rhabditida; Strongylidae
Source: the annotation of a GenBank genome assembly
AUGCAUUCCUUGAUAGUCUUCUUCGCCGCUGCUGCGACAGUAACGGUCUAUGGUCAACAACAAAGUUCAGGCUAUGAAAAUGCUGAGCUAAUUCAACCUGCACCUCCUGCACUUAGCGCCGAGAACGGAGACCAGCAAGCAUACAACUCAGAUGCCUUCGUAGCUCCCGCUUCUCCUUCGCCACCUCCUCCUCCAUCCCCACCACCUUACGCAUCAUCGGCACCUCCAGCUUCUUACAACACUCCUGUAUCUGGUUAUGCAACUUCCCAACCUCCAGCAUCGUAA